AUGCUGUUUUCUAUUUCGCAAGAACACCUACGGCUAAUCGGAUUCGUCUUGGUGGUCUUUGUAGCAUGCAUGCUGAAGCUCGUGUCCAUGACAACGAGGUGGAAGAAUGCGCCCCCAGGUCCCCCUGCACUCCCAUUGAUAGGAAACUUACACCAGAUCCCGAAGCGCGAUCUCCAUCUGCAAUAUCAGCGAUGGGGUCAAGAAUAUGGCCCCAUAUUCUCGCUUAAGCUAGGGUCGCAGAACGUCGUCGUCCUUACAAAGGGUGAAGUUAUCAAGAGGGUGGUUGACAAACGGAGCGGCAACUACGCCGGUCGCCCCAAGCUCUACAUGCAAGACAUCUGGGAAGGCUCCAGAAUAAUCAUGCGUGGCUAUGACGCCUUAUGGAAAGUCGAACGCAAGCUAUAUCAUCAAUUCCUAAACAUCAACAAGGCUCAACGAUAUAUUCCGUACCAGGACGUCGAAACAAAACAGCUACUCGUCGACAUGCUCUCCGAUUCGCGUGACUUUGAAAAUCUCAUUACACGCACCACAUUAAGUAUUGCGACCAGUAUGGCGUAUGGGUUCCGGGUUCUCGACCCGAAGAGCGAGGUGAUGCUGGAGCUCUUUAGAAACACCCACGGCUUCUUCGUUAUGGUGAACAGCAGUAAGUUUCUGGAUUGGUAUCCACAGCUAAGACUGGUUGUCAAAGCUUUUCCAUCGUGGAUCUAUCCGAUGGCAAAAAAAGCUAAAGAGGUCUACUAUCGUGAAAAAGCUCAAUUCCGCCACUUAUACACGGCGGCGACACGCGCCGCUCAGGUGGAUAAUGCUCUCCCCAGCUUUUCAGCCGAUAUCAGCCUGGCAAAAGAGUCGUGGAAAGGUAGCGCAAAUGGAACGCUUCUCACAGAGCAUGCUGCUUCGUAUAUCGCAGGUAUUGCAAUGGAGGGGGCUGCCGAUACUUCAAGUAACACGCUUGCUGGUAUGAUCAAGGCUAUGAUGUUAUUCCCAGCCGUACAGGAAAAGGCACAGCAAGAAUUGGAUUCAGUGGUUGGUCAUGACCGGCUGCCUACAAUGGAAGAUUUCGAAUCCCUUCCAUAUAUUCGCCAAGUGACAAAAGAAGCACUGAGAUGGCUUCCAACGGCCAUUAGUGGUGCCAUCCCGCACGCCAGUCUCGAGGACGACGAGGUAGACGGAUAUAAAAUUCCGCGUGGCACGACCAUCGUGCUGGCAGUAUGGGCCGCCAACAAUGAUCCUGACCUGUUUCCCAACCCCCGAGAGUUUGAUCCGACGAGGCACAACGCAUCUCUGUCCUUUCAGGAGGCAGCCUCUGCACCCGACUAUAAGGACCGCGACAACUGGACCUUUGGCGCUGGACGGCGUAUCUGCCCGGGAAUCCAUGUCGCAGAGAGGACGCUUUUCCUGGUCACAGCUCGCUUGUUAUGGAUGUUUAACAUUUAUAAGGCGAGGGAUGCGCACGGCAACGAGAUAGAAGUUGACAAAGAUGAGGUCACUCAAUCCAUCGCCGCAAGACCAGUCUCCUUUCCAUGCCUUGUUACUCCACGCAGUGAAAAGCGUGCUGAGAUUGCCCGAGCCGAAUGGGAGGAAGCGAAAAAUUUGUUGGAUGAAAAUGGAAAUUACAGGCUCAACGUGCUCAGGUGA
Messenger RNA from Exophiala oligosperma, 1635 nucleotides. RefSeq lists its product as uncharacterized. The transcript is spliced from 7 exons. The record is from RefSeq and is a predicted model, not a curated record. Bases 1 to 1635 code for a protein of 544 amino acids. Gene Ontology annotation, molecular function: iron ion binding; heme binding; oxidoreductase activity, acting on paired donors, with incorporation or reduction of molecular oxygen. Lineage: Eukaryota; Fungi; Ascomycota; Eurotiomycetes; Chaetothyriales; Herpotrichiellaceae.